CCAGUUAGCCGCAUACUAAUUGGCUGCGAGUGGCUAAUUCUAAUUAGAUCUCUUCAGUGUUUUGUCCAGAGAUCUCAUAUUAUUUGGAUGUGGUGUUGUGAAAUGUGAAUCGUUCCAAACUAAAAUGAAUCGUGAAAUACUUGUUGUUUUUGUUGCUUUGUUUGUCGUUUACACAAUUCAGACAACAGAUUUCCAGGACAACUUAAUAAAUGGCUAUCGAACCCUAAUAGCGGAUAUUCAAGUCAGGACCCAAAAGUCUCGUGAGGAUAUGGAUACCUUGGUAUCUCAAAUAAAGCUGCUUAUGAAGAACGAAGCCGACAAAGCUAUCAACUAUAUGACUGUUUACCUUGAACAGAUAUCACUCUACUUUCAGGUCAUAAUUCACGACCGUAAACCACGGAACGGUACAUAUUGCAAGGAGAGCAUCGUAAAACUACUGGGGGAAAACCUCCAACUUGCUGAUGAGAACGUCACGCUCUGUUUAGCUUUAGGAUACCAGAGGGUGCAGAGACUACCAGAAAAAUUACAAGUUCACUUCGAAACAUUGGAGAAUCUCAAAAAAUAUUCGGCGUCUAAGUUGUUCGAGUGUCAGAAACAACAACAAGUCGGAGGCAACUGCUCUCACGAGAGCCAGGAUCUCGAGCGGACUGUUUUCCUGUAUGAAACGUCACCCUUCCCCGUCGUAAUGGCUGAAAUAGCCAUUCACGGCUUCAAAGAAGUGUCCGAUUUGAGUGUUUGUUUGAAGGACAUUAUAUCAAGAAUGAUGACACACUCCGUCAAAGUGAUCGGUGAUUUCAAUAGGUGUAUACAUAAUAUUGAAAUGCCGAAACUGAAAUAUUUACUAAAGUUCAUGAAAAAGUAUGCUUAAAUUAAUAAUAAUGUUAACCAGAUUAAUAAGAUUAUGUGUAAAUGUGAGAUAAUUGUUAGUUAAAUACAAUAAUU
This is a messenger RNA of Leptidea sinapis, 942 nucleotides long. RefSeq lists its product as uncharacterized. The coding region runs from base 125 to 868 and encodes 247 amino acids. The transcript has 5 exons. NCBI's taxonomy places the organism in Eukaryota, Metazoa, Arthropoda, Insecta, Lepidoptera, Pieridae. The record is from RefSeq and is a predicted model, not a curated record.